Triticum dicoccoides is the source of this 1644-nucleotide messenger RNA. Its product is annotated as nicotianamine aminotransferase 1-like. The coding region runs from base 91 to 1344 and encodes 417 amino acids. Gene Ontology annotation, biological process: L-tyrosine catabolic process; biosynthetic process. The transcript is spliced from 7 exons. Gene Ontology annotation, molecular function: pyridoxal phosphate binding; L-tyrosine:2-oxoglutarate transaminase activity. The record is from RefSeq and is a predicted model, not a curated record. Lineage: Eukaryota; Viridiplantae; Streptophyta; Magnoliopsida; Poales; Poaceae.
UUCUGAUGCUUGCCAGAAAAUACACCAGUCUUAUUGCUCUCAGCAGCAUUGGCAUGUGCCAGUCCCGUACCACAGAACCAACACUCCACAAUGUCCAACGGCACCAUGAACCAACUGACGCCGGCGCCCGAUGCGUGGAACUUCGCGCCGGACGAGGCCCUCCUCGGCCUGUCGGCGCUGUCGGUGCGCUCCGUGCUGGGCAGCAUCAAGGCCGGGAUGGACCCGAGCGACGACCGCCCGGUGAUCCCGCUCGGGCACGGCGACCCUUCGGCCUUCCCGUGCUUCCGCACCGCGCCGGAGGCCGUGGAAGCCGUCUCCGCCGCGCUCCACUCGGGGGAGCACAACUCCUACCCCACCGGCGUCGGCCUGGAGCCGGCGCGGCGCUCCAUCGCGCGUCACCUGUCCCUCGACCUCCCCUACGAGCUCUCCCCCGACGACGUCUACCUCACGAGCGGCUGCUCCCAGGCCAUCGAGAUCGUCUGCUCCGUGCUCGCCGGCCGUCCCGGCGCACACAACAUCCUGCUCCCGCGGCCCGGUUACCUGUUCUACGAGGCGCGCGCCGCGUUCAACGGCAUGGAGGCCCGCUACUUCGACCUCCUCCCGGACAGCGACUGGGAGGCGGACCUCGACGCCGUGGAGGCCCUCGCCGACGGGAACACCGUCGCCAUGGUCCUCGUCAACCCCGGCAACGUCUACAGCUACGACCAUCUCGCCAAGGUCGCCGAGACAGCGAGGAAGCUUGGCAUCUUCGUCAUCGCUGACGAGGUGUACGCGCACCUGACGUUCGGGAAGAAGCGGUUCGUCCCGAUGGGCGUGUUUGGCUCCGUGGCUCCGGUGCUCACCCUGGGAUCCAUCUCCAAGAGAUGGGUGGUGCCUGGAUGGCGGCUUGGAUGGAUCGUCACCAAUGAUCCUAAUGGCGUAUUUCGCAGGACCAAGCUUGUGGAAAGCAUUAAGAGUUACCUUGACAUCUCCUGUGAUCCUGCGACAUUUGUUCAGGGAGCAAUCCCAGAACUGCUGGAGAACACAAAGCAAGAAUUCUUCGACAAGACCGUGGACAUUCUCAGGCAAACCGCAGAUAUAUGCUGGGAGAAGCUCAAGGGCAUCAGUGGCAUCACUUGCCCAAGCAAACCGGAGGGCUCCAUGUUUGUAAUGGUGAAAUUGGAUUUGUCCUGCCUUCAGAACAUCAAAGAUGACAUGGACUUCUGCUGCAAGCUGGCAAAAGAGGAGUCAGUGGUUGUUUUGCCAGGAUGUGCUGUGGGAUACAAGAAUUGGGUCCGGAUCACGUUCGCAAUCAGACCGUCUUCUCUCGAAGAUGGCCUUGCUAGGCUCAAGUCCUUCUGCUAGCGACACAGCGAGACUAAUAAGUGACACAGUGAGCUCACAAGUUCCCUGCAAGAUGAGGCGCCUGCUUUCCUACAAAUAACCACUAUGUAUGUCCAAAGUUCAGCAGGAGCUACCUGAAGGAUUCAACACUCUCAUGAGAGGUGAAAUAUUUGAUGCAAUAUUUAUGACUUCUUUGUCUAGCCAACAUAUGAGAUGUUACAAUUCUUGUUGUAACAUCAAGUAUGUGUAGGUGACAAUUGUACGGAAUCUAUAGUUUGGAACACUAUUAUACUAUUGAAUAAAAGUGAGACUUGAUGUUAA